AUGUGUGCACGUGACAUCCCACUGCUGGAGAGCAGGAGGGGAGAAGAUUUGGAUAGAGACUGCAUCGACCAGAGCAAAGAACGGCGCACCGAACAAAACAUCGGCAAAGAAGCCGACCCGGAACCGGAAUCCGGACCAGACGACAUCGAUUCCCUGCCACAACCGCACUCCGUCGGCAGCGACAGCACGUGGUUUCCGUACGGAAACGAUCCCGUCAGCAGUCUUCUCGAGGCGACCUCGCGGCGGCUCAAGCACGUGGCCAUCAUGGCAGCACCCACCACAUCCUCGCCUGCUGCAGCGGCAGCAGCAACCACCCAGACGUCGGUGACCGGGCGGCCGCGCCUCGUCUUCGUCGACGGCACAUUUGCCGAGCUCGUGCAGGAGCUGGCCGACUACCUCCACGUCGGCGAGGCGGUCGAGCCGCUGUUGGCCCAGGAGAAGAACGAGCAGGCGCUCGCCAAGGUGGUGGAAGCGUCGGCAGCCCUCAGUGCGGUGCCCGAGAAGGAGUUCACCGGGGCCUACAACCUGCUGAUCCACCUGGUCGUCAAUGAGUCCAAGGACGCGAGCCCGUACCUGCGCACCAUCUGCCAGAACCUGCUGCAGCCGGUGACGUCGUCGCCGGUCAACGGCCCGGCACUCGCGCUCAACGCGCUGCAGGCUAUCUUCAACCUGCUCGCGCCGACAAAUGGACUGCGGUACAACGUGCUGCUGUCGAUCCUGCGGUUCGCUCGCGUCAACGGCUUCUACGACAACCUGAAGCCGACGCUGCCGAACCUGCCGCGCUGGCUGCAAGAGUGGGACGUGGACGAGGAGGCCCAGCGCAAGAUUUACCUGGAGAUUGCGACGAUUGCGUCAGAGGGAGGGGAAGACGAGGAAGCAUACCAGUACCUGCUCAAGGUGUUGCGGACGUUUGACGCGGCGGACGAGGCAGCGAUCAAGUCGGACGAGGCAGCGGCGCUGUCGGUGCGAGCAGUGCGGAUGGCGCUGCUGUCGAGCACGCACUUUGACUUCCAGGACCUGCGGGUGCUGCCGACGGUGCAGGCGCUGGCAGACUCGCACGCGGCGUACGCGCAGCUGCUGGACAUCUUUGCCGAGCAGGAUCUGGAGGACUACCGCGACUUCUGCGAGGAGCACGACGGCUGGGUCGAGCAGGAGGGCAUGGACGACGGCCGGCUACAGCGCAAGAUGCGGCUGCUGACGUUUACGAGUCUGGCGGCAGCGAGCACGCAGAGCCGCGAGAUCGAGUACGGACGCAUCGCCAAGGCGCUGCAGAUCCCGGUCGAGGACGUCGAGGUCUGGGCCAUUGACGUGAUCCGCGCCGGCCUGGUCGAGGGCAAGAUGUCGCAGCAGAAGCGCCUCUUCCUCGUCCACCGGACCACGUACCGCGUCUUUGGCGAGAAGCAGUGGCGUGAGCUCGGCACCCGCCUGGACCAGUGGCGCGGCAGCCUGCGCAGCGUCCUCGCCGUCUUGCGUCGUCAGCAGGCCGAGGCCGACGCCCAGCGCGAGCGCGAGGCCCAGGAGCUGGAGCGCAAGCUCGCCGGUGCCAGCCUCGGUGCUGGCGGCGACCCGUCUGCCACCGGUGCCGGCGGUGCCAGCAGCCAGCGACGAGGCGGCGGUAUCGGCAUGGACGGCAAGCCGCGUCAGCCCUUCCAGCAGCGCCAGCACAUGCCCCAUCGCAACGAGAACGACGAUUGA
Messenger RNA from Grosmannia clavigera kw1407, 1695 nucleotides. RefSeq names its product pci domain containing protein. NCBI's taxonomy places the organism in Eukaryota, Fungi, Ascomycota, Sordariomycetes, Ophiostomatales, Ophiostomataceae. The record is from RefSeq and is a predicted model, not a curated record. The transcript has 3 exons. The coding region runs from base 1 to 1695 and encodes 564 amino acids. Gene Ontology annotation, molecular function: translation initiation factor activity. Gene Ontology annotation, cellular component: cytoplasm; eukaryotic translation initiation factor 3 complex. Gene Ontology annotation, biological process: cytoplasmic translational initiation.